Messenger RNA from Engraulis encrasicolus (European anchovy), 5387 nucleotides. It is a transcript of the gene slc25a38b, whose product is annotated as solute carrier family 25 member 38b. The record is from RefSeq and is a predicted model, not a curated record. Gene Ontology annotation, cellular component: mitochondrial inner membrane; mitochondrion. Gene Ontology annotation, molecular function: glycine transmembrane transporter activity. NCBI's taxonomy places the organism in Eukaryota, Metazoa, Chordata, Actinopteri, Clupeiformes, Engraulidae. Gene Ontology annotation, biological process: glycine import into mitochondrion. The transcript is spliced from 8 exons. Bases 766 to 1632 code for a protein of 288 amino acids.
UGGGACGGCUGCUGGAAAGCGGCGCACACAACACUACACCGGCUUGUUUCCAGCUGAAAUUGAACCACCUCUGCGUAGUUUCUUUUGAAAACGUACCAUUUGCUCUCAACUACCGAAUAUAUAGACCACCGUCUACUGGGUGUAUUCUCCGGCUUUUGAACUAGUCACUGAACUCACACGUUAACGAGCCGGUUAUACUUGACUACGGAUGAGUUAGCGUGCUAGCAUGUUAGCAUAGCUUGCGGUAUGUCAAGUGAAGUGCAUGUGGAAUGAUGACACCCAAGUCACGACCACAAGCUAGUAUUUGUUUUGUGUUCAGCUGACAAUUCGGUUUAAAUCCAAGUUUUCGCCGUUAAUGCACUACGUUGCAUUGCCUGUUGACGUUUACCUUGACAGGGAGCUAAUGACAGUGACUUUUCAAAUAGGUAGCACACCACUCGACUUUUCGGCAACUUAACUGGUCAAAAACGUUGUACCAUCUCCAAAGCAGGCGACAGACUGACAUCGAUAAAGAGCAAAGCUUGAAUUUGGAUCGUGGUACCAGAAAUGCUACCGCCGUGUCCAUGUUUGCGUCUGGGUAGCAUUCAUGCUAGUUCUCUGACUGCCACAGUAUGAUGUUCAUACCCAAAGUCGGUCCCUAAUUCAAAAGUAAAAGAGACCCAUGGUCUUCAGUUAGGUGUCAGUCUGGCCACAUCUGCUUUCAAAACGGCGAGGGAGACAGGGGAGAGCAUUCUGCCGACUGAGGCUGCAUCUCCCCCUUCCAAAAUGGAGCUGGCUUUGGCUCACCCAGCCCUGAAGGCCUUCAUGUGUGGCUCCCUGAGUGGCACCUGCUCCACGCUGCUCUUCCAGCCCCUGGACCUUCUCAAGACACGCCUGCAGACCCUCCAGAACAACAUGCGGCCCGGGGCUCCUCGGGUUGGCAUGGUGACCGUGUUCCUCAAUGUCGUCCGCACCGAGAAGCUGCUGGGACUAUGGAAAGGAGUGUCGCCGUCGUUCAUGCGCUGCAUCCCCGGCGUGGGCAUCUACUUCAGCACCUUCUACUCGCUGAAGCAGCACUUCUUCCAGGAGGGGGCGGCGCCCAACGCUGGGCAGGCGGUGCUGCUGGGGGCUGGGGCACGCUGCGUGGCCGGAGUGGCCAUGCUACCCAUCACCGUCAUCAAGACACGCUUCGAGAGUGGCCGCUAUAACUACGUGAGCGUGUUCGGGGCCCUGCGCAACGUGUGUGAGACGGAGGGCCCCCGGGCCCUGUUCUCCGGCCUCACCGCCACCCUCCUCAGAGACGCCCCCUUCUCGGGCAUCUACGUCAUGUUCUACAGCCAGGCCAAGCGACACCUGCCACAAGAGGUGUCCUCCUCCGCCUUCUCUCCCUUGGUGAACUUCGGCUGUGGCGUGCUGGCAGGGGUGUUGGCCUCUCUGGCCACGCAGCCGGCGGAUGUGGUGAAGACGCACGUGCAGGUCAGCCCGGCCCUGUACCCCCGCACCACAGACGCCAUGCGCUUCAUCUACACGGAGCAUGGCUUGAGGGGCUUCUUCCGGGGCGCCGUGCCCCGUUCCCUGAGGCGCACGCUAAUGGCAGCCAUGGCCUGGACCGUGUACGAGCAGCUCAUGGCACGGAUGGGGCUCAAAUCCUGAACACAACCAACCAACACAACAGAGAAAGGAUGUCUGCGCUUCAGCCCUUGUGGUGCUCACAGUCCAGGACAGCAGAAUGAAGACAAACUGGGCUCCUUUUGACUCUGAGGAAGACACAGGUGCGUCGAAACGUCAGUCACUUUGUGCACCACGAAAUAAAAAAACUCUAAAAGUAUACUGAGUGCUCCGGUCAUCCCUGGGUCUAGUCACUGAGAAGUAGCCCAGUUUGUCUUCACAACCACACAACAAUAAACUGGACUGUCUUGGACUGGAGAGUGGAUGUUGACUGGAGUCAGGACAAGGACUGGAGAGUUGACUUGGGGCCUGAGACUGGACUUGAGUGAAGCCUGGACUUGGGAGGCAUACUGAGGUUUUUUUUCCCAUCUUUUUGCACAGAACUGAAUUGUGUAAAAUACAUUACACAGGUGGGAAAAGUCGAAGAAUAUUUAUUAUACUUUGAUCUGAAAGUGCGUAAGAAAAACAGAUUAUAUAUAUUUUUUUUCUCACUCUGGAAGGACACUUGGGCAUAGUCAGUCUGUUGACUUUGAAAAGGAGUGCUGAACUGGUCAGAAAGAGUUGGUGUUGAACUCUUUGUCAACGUGUGUGUGUGCGUGUACGUGUGCCAGUGUGAGUGCAUAUGUUGUCUGUGUGUGUGUGUAUAUAGUAUUUGUGUGUUGGAGAAAACCCCAGCUUCAUCUAAAACCCAUGGUGCCACCUGUUCAGUCUAACUAUGGUGAUUGUGGCGUGCAGUGCAGUGCAGUGCAGUGCAGACUAUUUCGUAACACUCCCCGACCCGCGUUGCCAGAUGUUUCUGGAAAUCUGUGUGCCAACCAUCCAACCUGUCAUCCACCAGGUGGUCCCUGUAACCAACCUUAAAGGAGGCACUUCUUCCUUUUCCAUGUUGACCCAACCCAGCAGAGGAUAAAGAUGAACCUGCUGAACCAGAAGAGGAGCUAUAGGGAGGGCAAGCAGAGCAUUUACCCCUGGACCCGCAUUGGUAGUGGUGACCCUAUUAUGACGUUUUGGAGGCCGUAUGGGGGAGCCCUAUCAGUGUUUUGCUCUGGGGCCCUGUGUGCAAUCGUUCCGCCACUGAACAACCGGCCUGAACAACAUCGAUAUGCUCAGACAAUCACCAAUCAAAGGAGUAUUUGCAGUGUUUUUGUCGUCCUCAUAAUCCAGCCAGCCAGGCAGGCAUUUGGCUGAUGCGACUGGAUUCUCUGCUAACCAGUGAGGACAAUAGGAAUCCUUUAAGACUGGAAUGUCUGCUGUGCUAUAGCCAGUGAGGACUGUAGGAAUCCUUUGCUGGUAUUAGGUGGAUUGAGCUACAAGCAUGCAACAUACUGGAGAGCUGUCGGUAUGUGAAAUCCAGAGGAGGCCACUUGUACUGUUUGGAUUGACAAUGAUGUGGUGACUCUUCAGAAUAUUCUUCACAUUUUAGCUGCUGUACUAAUACAUUCGUAACUACUAUCUGUAUAAGUGACUUUUAUGACGUCUUAAGCAAAAUCAAGGGCCUAUUUGGUCGUUAUUAUGAUCAUAUCAAUAAUAAAGGUCUUAUUGGCAAUGAGCAAAAGAUAUUUGCAAAAUACACAUUUCACAAAUUAUUGAUUUUGAACAUGUCUUCCAAAGUCUCUUAUAUAGACAGUUAAGCUUGUAUUAGUAGCUAACACCCUAAAAUAAAAUGUUACCCUUUUUAUAGGUGGCCGCUUAUGCCCCUUGGGUUGAAGAUGCCUUUUUAUGUGCAUUCCAAUAUGCAGACUUCCGUCCUCCGCUUGUGCUUGUGGCCUCGCCUGUUGCUGACGACCCGCCUCUGUGGAGAAAACAAUAAUGUUUCCCCACUCUCAGCCUAGCUACACUUUUUGGGGGACUAUUCUCCAUUCACCAUCCCAAUUGCAAAUGAGGAAUUGACAAUAGAAUUGUGGUUUUGUAAGAUAUUGAAUUAAUUUUCUGUCUAAAGGACCAGUCCUCCAGUCCAGCGCCAUCGACACUGUAUUGAGGCUUUCGAGAGGGAGGUUUACUAACGAUCCAUGCUAACUCUGCUAGUUAGCCUCCGUUACAGUGACGAGCAGGCAAGUGAGCAAGGAAGGACGGAAGUUUGCAUAUUGGAAUGCACACACUAUGUGUUUGGCUUUCUUCGCUUGUUUGUGUUACCCAUGUGCCAUUGCCGGUGUCUGCCUUUUAUUGUGAUCAUUUGAGAUGUUUGUGAACUACUGUCCUGGCAGCAUGUGUUCUGCCCUAAAAAGGGAAAGUGCAGUAUCUACGCCAGCGUUGACACUGAGAAAAAAAUGCCUUCUAAGUACUGGUAUUAUGUUGGAUAUCGUAGUUACUGCAACUUUGAUAUACCAACAUCUCUAAAACGGGACACAUUUGGACCAUUAGGCUUUGUCACAAGGUUAAAGAGGCAUUAUAAAAACCAUUUUCAGUGUAAACUCAAUAUUGACAAAAUAUGUCGUUACUCCACUUUGCCUUUGUAUGGCAGAAUUGUACUUGCCUGUACUAGGGUCAAUGACAGUUUUUUUUGUAGCAGACGUAAGAGUGGUACAACCGCAAAUGCCACUAUGGUAUGAAUUAAAUUUAUUUAUUUUAUUUUUUGUUGUUUUUGCUGAAUUCUAUUAAAAACAUAUUCAUUGCUUGUACGUUAAUUACCAAUUAUUAAUUUAUACGUGAGUGGCAAUAUCUGUGCUUGUACUACCCUGAUGUCAGUUAGUAAAAAAAAUGUCAAUGACCCAUUAACCCGUUUAUCCUUCUAACCAGUCUGCUCUUUGAAGUUAAUAUGAAAACAACGAAAUACCGAAAUACAUUGACUUUAUCCCUAAAAGAGGUCAAACAUAGGAUGUAGGGGUCGCCAGAUGCUAUCGUUUGUUACAUUUCAUUCAUCCCUCUCUUGUGUGAAGACUUCACGGCGACACUAUAGGAAGAGAAUGUAUUCGACAUAUGACAAACUUUGCCUUUGGUAAAUCACGAGAAACAUCAGUCGUGCAAAUUUGAAUAGUCAGUCAGAUUUCCCUCUGCAGGUUUAUACUCAAAUUAGGAUUGUGGUUGAUCAGAGGACAGACAUUUCUCACAGUUCCCUGAUAAGAUUUUUUUUUUUUACUUGCAACUUUGGAGUAAAUUUGUCUCUGGAACCAAUUUACUAGCCAUUAACAUUUGGCAUUAAGCGACGUUGCAGUAAGAUGAAGUGAUGAAAGGUAUGGUGCUGAAAGAUUACCACAUGAGUACAGCAUAACCAUUCCUUCCCCCUAUUAAACAAAAACAAAAACAUAAAUGUGGUUGUGAAUCAGGCUACAGCCAAUCCCACGUCAUGUGUAAAUGUGACUUUUUUCAUACAGGGUAAAGAGUAUGUAAAUGUACAUGUAAAAAAAAAAACCUGUUGAACCAUCCAGUGUUUUACGUAGUCUGGCGUUUUGGAGUACAUAUGUGUGGUACAGGAUCUGCAAAGUUCACUCAUUUACCAUGUGGUGUAUUUUACAGACAAAAAAACAUUCUAGGAUGCAAAUUACCUGAUGAUAGUGCGCCAUCUUGGAAAUGAGUGAACGUUUCAGACACUUGAGUGUGUACAUAUCCACUUGAUUGCACUCCAUGUCACCUGCCUUUGGUGAAAUUCUGGGUAUUUUAUUUUAUAUAUAUAUUUUUGGUCUGCUUAAAUCUGUGCUGUUCUCAUGACUCUGGUUGAUGUUGUGUGUCAGUGGGGGUGUUUCUCUGUCAGUGAAGCUUUCCUUCGUAUAUCUGUGAAUAAAUUUGUCACCCUUUUUUCAUGA